AUGAAGCCAGCACAGAUCAGAUUCUCUCUACAGAGACCUCUACAGCACAGAGAUCCAGACAUGGCACCUACAAUCACUGCAGCAAUGACCAACUCUCAGGACCAUCUGACUCUGACCCACAAGCUCAGAAAGCCUCUGGUGGAGAAGUUACGCAGAGAGCGAAUCAACAGCAGCAUUGAGCAGCUCAAGUCUCUCCUGGGUCCAGAGUUCCUCAAACAGCAGCCAGACUCCAAGCUGGAGAAAGCAGACAUCCUGGAGAUGACAGUUUGCUUCCUGACACAGCUGCAGCAGCAGAAUCAGCAGCACAGAAGACUGCUCAACCACUUCAACAAGCUGCAGUCUUCCUCUGAUAACAACCUGACAGAGGCUGACUUCUCUCCUCUGAGCUCCACAGUCCACACCGGCAUCACCAAAGAGAAGAGUCCAGUCAACGGCGCCCUCUGGAGGCCGUGGUAGACACCUACAGACUCAAGUUACUCCCAGUCAAACUGAGAUGACCAUGUUGGUCAAAGAUGAAUGGAACUGAAUUCUAUGAAGUUUAAGGACUUGUUCUUCUGUGUGAACAGAAGUUGUACUUUGUGUGUUCUUCUCUUUGUGGAAGACGACAUUUCCUGAGGAAAUGACAUCAACAAUAUCUUUCAAUUUAAGAGAGAGAACAUCUUGUCAUGCAUGUUGCAUGAAUCAAAUGUGAUUGCAUCA
Molecule: messenger RNA, 699 nt
Organism: Toxotes jaculatrix (banded archerfish)
Lineage: Eukaryota; Metazoa; Chordata; Actinopteri; Toxotidae
Product: enhancer of split mbeta protein-like
Exons: 2
Coding region: 1-456 (151 amino acids)
Biological process (GO): regulation of neurogenesis; regulation of transcription by RNA polymerase II; anterior/posterior pattern specification
Cellular component (GO): nucleus
Molecular function (GO): RNA polymerase II cis-regulatory region sequence-specific DNA binding; DNA-binding transcription factor activity, RNA polymerase II-specific; protein dimerization activity
Source: RefSeq, a predicted model, not a curated record